Scutellospora calospora is the source of this 364-nucleotide messenger RNA. The record is from the annotation of a GenBank genome assembly. Lineage: Eukaryota; Fungi; Glomeromycota; Glomeromycetes; Diversisporales; Gigasporaceae.
CAACAAACCUUUCAAGCCAGUUCAUACUGACUUUAUUCUUUUUGUUGCUAAUACUAAAAACAAAAAUACUCAAAAAAUGCUACAAAGCAUUGCUACUUCAACUGAUAACAUUCCUUCUUCACCUACUCCGGUCACUCAUCAACAUUCUUGUCAAAAAUGCCAACAACCAAUCUCUUGCAAAGUCACAAAUAAUCAACAUAAACUUAGUAAUGAUGCAACCUUUCAAAAUAAUAAUGCUUAUCAUUAUACUUGUUUAACACCUAAAGUCACUGAAACUUCAACAACAACUGAUGUCUAUGCAACAUCUUCAACCUCUCCAAUAGAUUAUGCUUCUACUAGAAAAAAUUUCUUAGCAACAUUCUAA